Messenger RNA from Astyanax mexicanus (Mexican tetra), 5392 nucleotides. It is a transcript of the gene zyg11, whose product is annotated as zyg-11 family member, cell cycle regulator. Lineage: Eukaryota; Metazoa; Chordata; Actinopteri; Characiformes; Acestrorhamphidae. The transcript is spliced from 16 exons. Gene Ontology annotation, cellular component: Cul2-RING ubiquitin ligase complex. The coding region runs from base 386 to 2605 and encodes 739 amino acids. Gene Ontology annotation, molecular function: protein binding. The record is from RefSeq and is a predicted model, not a curated record.
UGAGAUGUGGUUCCCGUGUGUCGACCUUGUUUACUUGCUGAGGCGCAGCUGCAGAUUCACACCGAGAGAAAUAACGCUCAGAAUGCGCUCUAUCGCUUCACCAUGACCCGACACACACCGGCCGCGGAGGCUGAAGCUCCUGCAGGAGGUGUUUCGGGCGGCAGAGGACGCGAUGGUGCUUCGUGCGGAUCAGAUAUGCUGUUUCUUUACCAACAAGUCGUGCUGAGCCGUCUGACUGCUGGCUGAGCGGCUAGUCCGCUAACCGGGGCCGCCUGCGCUGCGCUCGGGUAGACAGAUAGCUCUAGCGCUAAUUCUGGACUGCCCGUCCCCCCAGUGUGGAUCCUAAACGCUCUCUAGCUAACCUACAUACUCACCACUCAUAAACAUGGACGAGGCAUCCCCAGCGUCUCUGACUGACCUGUGCCUGUCGCUGGUGAGCUCCAGGCUGGAGUUGUUCUGUAAGAAGUUUGAUGACGGCUUGCUGUGCCUGCGUGAGCCUCUGAUCUUCCCUCAGGAGCUCGCUGAUCAACUGCUCUGCAAGAUGGCCACAGAGGGCUUGCUGAAUGACAGCACAGUGGGCAUAUUCUGCAGUUGCCAGCAGCUCCGGCUGCGGCGUGCCUGCAUCCGCACUGCCCGCAUCUCAGCCGAAGCCUUCCAGCGUGCCCUCUGCCCUCAUCGGCUGCUUGAGCUGGAUGCCUCGCGGGUCAAUGCUGACCUCACCAUCACUGACAUCCUGCUUGGCCUCUCUGCCAACAAGGGCGUGUGUGAGAGUCUGCAGCGCCUGGUCUUGAACGGUCUUACGAUGUCGUCUUUGGAGGAGCCCAGCCGCCGCUGCUUCAGCUCCCUGCAGGGCCUGCGAGCGCUCAGCAUCUCCAACGUGGACUUUUAUGAUUCAGGCCUGGCUGAUGUGUGCUCGCUGCCUCGCCUGGAGAGUCUGGAUAUCUCCAACACCUCAGUGACCAACCUCACACCACUGUUGGGGCUCAGGUCUAGGCUCCGCUACCUCACCAUGCAUCAGCUCAAACGGCUAGAGAUGACCACCGCACAGCUCUUGGCAGUGCUUAGUCAGCUGGAGGGCUUGCAGCAUUUAGACAUCUCAGAUGACAAGCAGUUCACAUCAGAUGUUGCACGCCAGCUGCUGGAAACGUCAGGCAUCCUCCCAGCACUGGUGUCGCUGGACAUUUCAGGGCGGAAGCAGGUGACUGAUGCGGUGGUCAGGGCUUUCGUGGAGGAGAGGCCAGGCAUGACCUUUGUUGGUCUGUUGGCUACCGACGCAGGCUUCUCUGAUUUCCUGUCUGGAGAGGGCAGCUUAAAGGUGACCGGGGAGGCCAACGAGACUCAAAUUUGCGAGGCUUUGCGGCGCUACAGUGAGAGAGAGGGUUUUGUUAGAGAGGCCCUCUUCCAUCUCUUCAGUCUCACACACGUGAUGGAGAAAGCUCGGCCUGACAUCCUCAAACUGGUGGCUCUGGGAAUGAAAAACCACCCCACCACUCUGAACGUGCAAUUGGCAGCCAGUGCCUGUGUCUUCAACCUCACCAAACAAGACCUGGCUUUUGGAAUGCCUGUUCGUCUUCUAGGCAAUGUCACCCAGCUGCUGCUAGAGGCCAUGAAGACUUUCCCUAAUCACCAACAGUUGCAGAAGAACUGCCUGCUCUCUCUCUGCAGUGACCGUAUCCUGCAGGAGGUACCCUUCAACAGGUUUGAUGCUGCCAAGCUGGUCAUGCAGUGGUUAUGUAACCAUGAAGAUCAGAACAUGCAGAGGAUGGCAGUGGCCAUCAUAUCCAUCCUGGCUGCCAAGCUGUCUACUGAACAAACAGCACAGUUAGGAGCGGAGCUGUUUAUUGUUAAGCAACUCCUGCACAUUGUGCGUCAGAAGACAUCUCAGGGCACGGUAGACGCUACUUUGAAGUUCACACUCAGUGCCCUGUGGAACCUGACAGACGAGUCACCAACCACCUGUAGACACUUCAUAGAGAACCAGGGCCUGGAGCUUUUCAUCAAAGUCCUGGAGUCCUUCCCUUCAGAGUCUUCCAUCCAGCAAAAGGUCCUUGGUUUACUGAAUAACAUAGCUGAGGUGGGAGAGCUGCAUGCAGAGUUAAUGGUGCAGGGCUUUCUGGACCAUAUCCGAACUCUGCUGCACAGUCCUGAAGUGGAGGUCAGCUACUUUGCUGCAGGAAUACUUGCCCACCUCACAUCACGUGGGGAAACAGUGUGGACCCUCAAUCUGCCCCUCAGAGCCGCACUGCUGGAGCAGCUGCACUCAGCGAUUCUGAAAUGGCCCACGCCGGAAUGUGAGAUGGUGGCAUACAGGUCGUUUAACCCUUUCUUCCCCCUGCUGGAGUGUUUCCAGACCCCAGGGGUUCAGUUGUGGGCAGCCUGGGCUAUGCAGCAUGUGUGCAGCAAGAACGCUGCACGGUACUGCAGCAUGCUGCUUGAGGAAGGAGGACUGCAGCACCUGGAGGCAGUGAGGUCACAUCCUGACACACACAGUGAUGUGAGACGAUUGGCUGAGAGCAUUCUGGACAGUCUUCAUCGCCAUCAAGUACGAACAGGCUACAUAGGCACAACGCAAGCACACACAAACAGAGAGCGAGAUGUCACAUGAUGUGGAUAUCCUGUCACCAGUCUCGGGAUGGCGCACAGCGUACCUACCUGAAAAGUGUGUUUUUGAGCGAGAGUGUUUGUGAGUGCGCCUGUGUGUGUUUCUACAUCCUCCUUCCCCUUUUAUGCUCUCUCCCACCUCCAGUGAGGGGCAUUGGGGGGAGAGUUACAAAGCGUUUGUUUGCACAAAGCAAAUUAUUUAUUUUUCUGUGUCGUCUCUGUUUAGAAAGAAUCAAUGUUAUUUUAUUGUACCAUCUCUGUUACCAGAACAUUUAUGGGUGGAGAGGGGCAGGGACUAAAGGGAAUAGCAUAGCAAAGCAGGUGGGAAAGUGUGUGUCUGUGUGUGUGUGUGAGCAUGCAUGCCUGCAUGCGCUCAAAGAGCAUGCUUUAGUUCCUCUGGGUGAUUUAUUUACGUAGUUGGAUUGAUUCAAACACAGUUUCUGCUUCAGAAUUAAGCUGGUCGGACAGAUCCUCGUCCCCAUGGACACAAAUGGCAAUAAUUCUCGGUCAGUCGUACAGAUGGGUAACAGUGUAUAUGAAUAUAGAGUUUUUAUUGUCUUGAGAUGGUGUUUAUUGCUAAAUGUUUAUACUUCCAUGUGAGUAGACGUGUGCAUGUGUGUGUGUGUUAGCACAUAUGCUUGAGUGUAUGGCCGAUAAAUUAGGUUGUGACCUCUCUGUGUGUCAUUGUAUUUGACAGCAUGAGAGGUUCGAUGCGUAUCUAGUUUUUAUAUACUGUACACUGUACUGUAUAUGGUAUCUACUGUAGAGGGUGUGCUGUUAUAAGGAGCGCUAUGCUGUGUUGCACAAAAAGAAAUACUGCUAUCCUGGUUUUUGGGUUUACUGAGCAAAAUGGUACAAAUGGAGAAAAUUAAAAGCCAAAUUGAAGAUUUUUUUUCCUCGGUUUCUCCAGUGAGCGGCCUCAAGGCUGAUAGAUUAUGCGGAUGUUGUCAAAUUAUGCUGGACACCUAUCAACCUCUCUGACAUUUUAACUUGGUCAGCCAGACCUUUUCUUCUCAUUCAAAUGUUGCUCUGCUUACCUAACUCACUCUGAGAGAUAGGACAAGAGACUACAUCCAGAGCCGCUGGGAAUUCCAACUUUUUAGCUCCUGAAGGAAAAAUCCUGAGUUACUGCGAGAACCACUGUUCCUUCCAUAAGGACAAUGGAAAGCUCCAGUUACUCAACACCAUGAUGUCUCUUCUCUUCCUUGGGAAACAAUGCCAACAAGUCAACAAAAUCUUCACGUCAUUUUCUCUCUAGAACUGCUCAUUGGUUUAACUUUCAAGUGUUUGUGUUAUUAGAUCAAAUAAGAUGUUGACGGAUAAAUGAAUCUUGUCUGGAAGGAAGAAAAAUUGUUUACCUAUGAAAAUGCCCCCUGAUUUGUUCUAAACCAACAAGCAUUAUGACUGUUUUUCUUUACUUUCUCCUUUGGUGUCAUUUUUAGUAUGCUUAUGCUUUCUUCUUCUGCUGCAUGGAGUUUUUAUUUGGUAGAGUUAUUUUCUUAAACAUCACUUUUUAUGAGGGGCCAUGCACUUGAACUAUCAGGCACUCUGUAAUUUGGGAAACGCUGAGGAAAAACAUUGUUGCUGAGUAUCUGCAUCAAUUUAAGACCACAGCUUACAUCUUCUACUUCAGCAUGGUAAUGCAUCAUCAAACUGCUCACAAUGUGUUCAGAUUUUUGUCUUUCCAGUCACUGGAUCUGAAUCCUGUAGAACACUUUGAGAUUUGAUAGACUGUCAGCUUCUUAUUAUUAAAGCGCUCUUUGAAAAAUCAGCAGGAAUUGUGCAAUGCACAACAUGGACCAGAAUCUUAAAUGAAAGUUUCCAAAAUUGUGUGAAUUUAGUUAGCGGUUUGCCUUUGCGCCUGGGCUUUAAACAUAAUUUUCGUUUGACAUUUUUCUGGAAUCUCCAUCCAAGAUGAUGUGUAGUCCAGUAUUACACAUAAUCCUGUCCUUGAGAGCAGUUCCAAUGAUGUUUCACCAACAAAAAAAGCUAGAAAACCCACCUUGAAAGUGUUUUUCAUUAGAAUUUCAGUGGAUGUCCUGAUUUUCCCGAGCAUUCCUAAAUUACAGUCUCUUCACAUCAUUGUCUGUGGCUACAUAAAAUUCUCAGACUGCCAAAUGUUAAGAAAAUGUCCACUGGAUUCUGUCCUCUGGAUAUAUCUGGCUUUACAUGUUGCUUGACAGCUGGUCAUCAACAAUUUUAAGGACUACUCCAGCCUGUAUUAGUCCACUGCUUCUCUAAUGUGAGACUGAUUUCAGUGAACAGAAAAGAACAGAGAUCUGCUGACUCAAAACAAAGUGUUUUGUUUUGGGCUUUAGCAUGUACCCGCUGGUUUUCAUAUAAGUGUGUUUGGAGACAAUGGGCAGCUUACUGUAUUAGUGUACUAGUGUACUAAUGGGUAGCUACACUGGAGUGUUUUUCUUAAAGCUCAAUUCACUGGCUUUUUUCCAUAGUCUUAAAAACAUAUUAUAAUGUAAAAAAAAAAGAAAGAGAAAAGCCUAAUCCAGCCUGCCAUAAUACCUAGCUGUGAGCUCAUAUAAAGGACUGCCAGUGUAGUAGGACCAAAUCUAGACCUCAUCACCUCACCCAGACACCAGAUUUUCUUCCUCUAACUGUGUUACUACUGGUACAUGGCCCCUCAUAAAAUCUUUCCUGUGCACUAUAGUAGUUAUUUUUACCUACAGUGGGGAUGUGGGGUGGGAGCCUAUCCGGAUAAAGCUAAAGCAUCUUACUGCUGCUCAGAUUCCCAUUAUAUGCAAAUAUUGUUUCUUGAAUAAAGAAUGUAAACCUG